Arachis stenosperma is the source of this 666-nucleotide messenger RNA. RefSeq names its product protein FAR1-RELATED SEQUENCE 3-like. The transcript has a single exon. The record is from RefSeq and is a predicted model, not a curated record. The coding region runs from base 1 to 666 and encodes 221 amino acids. Lineage: Eukaryota; Viridiplantae; Streptophyta; Magnoliopsida; Fabales; Fabaceae.
AUGGAGCUAUUUGCAUCAAAGGUGUAUACAUGGGCAGUGUUUAAAGAAGUAAAGAAACAAAUUAAGGGCGUGGCGACAUUAUUGUUUUGGGGCAGGGACAGCAUUAGCACAACAUGUGUGUACAGGUUUUCUAGGAUGGAAAAACCGGACAAAACACACAAGGUGUUGUAUGAUUCGAACGAGGAAAAAAUUAAGUGUGAGUGUUCAAUGUGGAAUAAUGAAGGGAUUCCUUGUUCUCGUAUCUUCUGUAUAAUGAAGUACGAGGGAUUGGAAAGAAUACCUCAUGAUCUUGUUUUGAGCAGGUGGUGCAAGGAUGCAAAGGAUUGCAUAUCAAAACCGUUGGAAGUUGCAAAAGGGCAUCAUGGACGGCUGCUUAGACAUGGUGCCCUUUGUGGGGCGACGAGUUUGGUUGCCAAACUUGGGUCGGAAGAUGCUGCAGAUUUUGUUAUUGCAAGGGACGGCCUUGCUAACCUCGCUAAAGCGCUUCAGCGCAGAGUGUAUGACAGGGUUGGAAGCCAGCUUGGCCUAUUAUCGCAGGACGGGAUCAAGGACCCAGAGGUGUCGAAGACAAAGGGAGCUCCAAAGAAGGGCAAGGAACCUGAACCUGGUAGUCAGGGUGAGGAUCGGAGUAAGCGGAGAUGCUGCACAGACUGUGGUGCUCCUUAG